Messenger RNA from Chaetomium globosum CBS 148.51, 1791 nucleotides. RefSeq lists its product as uncharacterized. The transcript is spliced from 3 exons. NCBI's taxonomy places the organism in Eukaryota, Fungi, Ascomycota, Sordariomycetes, Sordariales, Chaetomiaceae. The coding region runs from base 1 to 1791 and encodes 596 amino acids. Gene Ontology annotation, cellular component: spliceosomal complex. The record is from RefSeq and is a predicted model, not a curated record.
AUGACGAGCAUAGACGAACUUUUCCAAAAAUCUGGACUCCCCAGCAAACGCAAGCUGGACCCCAUCCGUGAUCCAACCGAAGUCUACAAAUCCGCCAAAGUCACGCCCUCCACCUCCCGACACGCCCACAUCGAAGACAACAACGACCCCGACACCGAAGCCGGCCCCUCCCUUCCACCCCCCGACGACGAAGACGACUACGGCCCAUCCGCCCCUCCCAACGAUGAUGAAGACGAACCCGGCGACGACGCAGACGGGCGCUUCUUCGGCGGGGGCAUCACGCGCACGGAGCGCGAGAUCCUCAACUACAUGGACACGAACCCGGCCGCGGCCGCGGCCGCCGACGCAGAGGACGAAACCAUCGACCAGGCGUGGCUGAAGAAGGCGGCGCUGGCCUUUGAGAAGAAGAUUACGCGCAACGCCGAACUGCGCGCGCGCUACGAGUCGGACCCGGCCCGUUUUAUUGACUCCGAGGCGGACCUGGAUGCUGCCAUCAAGGCGCUGUCGAUCCUGUCCGAGCACCCGGAGCUGUAUCCGGCGUUUGCGCGCCUGGGUUGCGUGGGGAGUCUGGUGUCGCUGCUGGCGCAUGAGAAUACGGAUAUUGCGCUGGAUGCGGUGGAGAUUGUGGGGGAGUUGACGGAUGAGGAUGUGGCCGCGACGGAGGAGCAGUGGGGGGCGUUGGUGGAUGCGUUGGUCGAGGCGGAUUUGUUGGGGUUGGUGGUGAGUAAUUUGGGGAGGUUGGAUGAGACGCAGGAGGCGGAUCGGGAGGGGGUAUAUCGCGCGCUCGGGGUGGUAGAGAAUUUGUGUUCGAGGUUGGAGACGGCCGAGAUGGUGGGAGAGGAGGAGGCGUUGGUGAAGUGGUUGUUGGAGAGGGCGGGGAGGAAGGAGGUGCCCGUGGGGCAGAAUAAGCAGUAUGCGGCCGAGAUACUGGCGAUUUUGGUGCAGAGCUCGGGGAAGAAUAGGAGACGGCUGGCGGGGUUGGAUGCGGUGGAUCACAUGCUGCAGCUUGUGGCGGCGUACCGGAAGCGGGAUCCGGAGAAGGGCGGGGACGAGGAGGAAUACAUGGAGAAUCUGUUUGAGGCUCUGACGAGCAUUGCGGACGAGCCCGAGGGGAAGGCCAAGUUCGUGGACGCCGAGGGUGUGGAGCUCUGCCUGAUCAUGCUCAAGGAGGGGAAGCUCAGCAAGCCAGCGUCGUUGAGGCUACUCGACCACGCAGCGGGCGGGCCGGCUGGAGCUGGAGUCUGUCAAAAGAUCGUGGAUGCCGGCGGGCUAAAGACCACUUUCACCAUGUUCAUGAAGACGCGCGACAACCAGACGACGGAACACUUGGUGGGUAUAUUCGCCUCGAUGCUGCGGUUGCUGCCGGCCGAUUCAGCGGAGCGGAUCCGCGCGCUCGCCAAAUUUGUGGAGAAGGACUACGAGAAGACGGCAAAGCUGGUCCAGUUACGGCGAGACUAUGCGGCGGUUAUUGGUCAAGUGGAUGAGCGGAUCAAAGAGGAACGAAAAGGCAUGGACGCUGCGGAAAGAGAGGAAAUGGCGGGCGAGUGGUUCUCGCGCCGUCUCGACGCCGGUCUCUUCCGCCUCCAGACGAUUGACGUGAUUCUCGCGUGGCUCAUUGCCGAAGACAGCGGGGCAAAGAAAAAAAUCCAGACGCUCUUGGCCGAUAGGGAUGAGUCGUUUGCGGAUAUUAGGGGAACUAUCCAGGAGCAGAUUGAUGGCAUUGACGUUGAGUCGGAGGAAGGGAAGGAGACGAAGGAGAUGUUAAAGACGCUCGUCCAAUUCCUUCAAUGA